Molecule: messenger RNA, 8419 nt
Organism: Solea solea (common sole)
Lineage: Eukaryota; Metazoa; Chordata; Actinopteri; Pleuronectiformes; Soleidae
Gene: rsf1a
Product: remodeling and spacing factor 1a
Exons: 18
Coding region: 293-4750 (1485 amino acids)
Biological process (GO): regulation of DNA-templated transcription
Cellular component (GO): RSF complex
Source: RefSeq, a predicted model, not a curated record
AAUACAUUACAUUGGUAUAGAAAACAAUAAUGUCAUUGUUUUUCAAUAAAUGUUAACGCACUCAUUUUAGUGACUUCAGGAUUUCUACUGAAUCAGACCUCUUUCAAUUUCGGCCUUUCACUGGAGGAAUGGCAAAAAGCGUCUAAAUUUGGUCGUAUUUUGAAAAUCCCAUCCGGAGGUUACACUGGUACUUGUACUGUGUAGCUUGACGCCGGUGAACGUUCGCUCUUCAUUCAUUUCACUCGCAUCCCAGAAGCGAGCCCUCCCCUCCUGUUUCUCUCCGCUUGGAAAGAUGGCUCCUCCGGCAGUGGCGAGGAGCUCUGGCCCGGCGCUAUGCCCGAGCUUCGCGGAGGCCUGUUCGUUCCUGGACCGAUAUGGAGCGGCGCUAGAUCUGCCCGAGAUGACUUUCCCUCAGAUGGAGAGAUAUCUGCGGGAAACGACAUCAGUCCCCAAACCUCUCGUGGAGCUCCAUGUGAAACUGCUCAGAAAAUUGGGAAGAUCUGUGACAACAGAUCGCUGGGAAAAAUACCUGGCUAAGGUUUGCCAGGAGUUGAACAGUACCUGGGCAUGGGAGCUAGAACAGAAGGGUUACCAAGAGAUGUCCAUGGAGUGCAAGUCAAGCAUCCUCAAAUACCUCUGCGAGUGUCAGUUUGAUGACAACCUCAAGUUUAAGAUGGCCAUCAAUGAAGAGGACCCGGACAAGAUGCGUCUGCAGCCUAUAGGUCGGGACCAGCAGGGCCUGAUGUACUGGCUUCAGCUGGACCAGGAGAAGAACAUCCGGCUGUACACAGAGGAGCAGGACGAUCUGGACGGAUCCACAUGGAAAUGCAUUGUUAGGACUCGUAAUGACCUGGCUGAGGCUCUGGACCUGUUGAAGGCUCAGAUUGAUCCAAACCACAGUCAGGAGAGGGACCAGAACCAGGCUGAAUCCACAGAGAAUGCAGGAGAUGAAGCCACAGGAGGUAGCAACCCUGACCCUUCCAAAGCUGCAGAAGAACACACCGAACCCAAAACAGUUGACCAAGUAAAGGAGGAGAAGCCCCUAAAACAAGUUAUAGAUCAGGAGCAGCUGCAGCCAAUCAAGCAGGAAAACACUGAGGCUGAAGUGAAAGAAGAGAGGGUAGACCACAAACCACCUGUGUUCGAUAACCGUGUGAGCACGAUCACGACCAUCGUCAAAGCAGAAUCCAGGGACGCUGACACCCCCAAAAAUGCUGUGUCGGUUGUUAUGUCACCGGGUGCAUCAGUGGUGAAACCGGAAUCGAACAAGGAAGAUGAAGCAGGGCGGGCAGUUGUCAGGAGCAGCCACCAGGCCAAGAUACCACUGAAGAAGAGGGAGCUGAAGCUCGCAGAAAGCUACCAGAGUAACCAUGUGAAUAACAACAGCAGCAGCAGCAGUAUUAUUGUGUGCAACCCCUCAGUGAUCCAGAGCAAGGACGGUCAUGGAAGGGAAGGGAACUUAUCUAACUCAUUAGCUCCACCUAGUGUUCCAUUGGUGUGCCCGCAGGAGCAGCAGCAGCAGCAGCAGCAGCAGCAGCAGCAGCAUCAGCAGCAUCUAAUGGCUGCUGCCUCCAGGCAAGAACUGACCAAUGGAAGACCGUCCGUCCUUCUGCCUCACAAAGAGGGACACAACGGAGUCAUUGGGGUCAUUGGUCAAGUCGGUGUAAUAGGUCAUGUAGGUGUCAUCCGCAGCCCAUCUGAACGACACAGAGCCGCCGGUGCCGAACAGCAGGAGCCAAAUGGGCCAGGUUCAGACCUGUGGGGCUCCAGAGCAGUGGAAGGAGAUAGGGAGGUGAGCAGGCAGUCAGUGCUGGUGAGGAAGGGACCUAUGGAACAGGAUUCUGCUGCUGCUCUUGCUCCUCACAAGGCGAUGGAGGCUCAAACCGUUCGAAAGCUGCCGACAUUGACACUCUCGAAAUGUGAUUCAACCCUUGAGGCUGCAGUGAGAAAAGUUGAAUCUGAUAGUGUAUCUUCACAGUCUACAGAGGAGCCCAAGAGACAGCCAGCAGAAGACCUUGGUAAGGACACAACAGAGGGACACUUGGACAGGGGGAGGAAAACUGGAUUCAGUCAUCAAGAGAAAGAUGACAACAGUGAUGGGAGGGAGGGGAGGACAAGAAAAGUAUCUGUUGCAGAGGAAGGAAAUAAUGAUGACCAUGAAAAGAACAAAAGCACCUUAGUGAAGAUGGAGGUUGAGUCAGUAGGCACAGUUCCACCUCUAAAAGUGGACCAGAGAGAUGAAAAAGGCCACACAGACCACCAGGGAGAUGGGGUCAACGGUGAGCUUGAAGCCCAGGUCAGGGUGAAGGACAAUGGUGUUGGAUCAGCGGUUAGGCAGGGUCUCCUGGAGGAAGCCUCCUCUGAGCUUCAGAAAGAAGGAAUCAGGCUGAAGAUAAAGAUUCCUCCUCACAGGAGAAACAAAUUAAAAGGAAAAGGGGGGAAAGACGAGGAGAAAGAGGGGGAGCAGGACGGGCAAGAUGAUGGCAGGCCUCUGAGGAGAUCUGCCCGGAUUUGCAGAUCAUCUGCUUUGCCAAACUGCAGGCCGAGCUCAAAGGCAGCAGAGAGCCAGAGAAAGAAACCUAAAAAAAAACAGGCACUGGCUUCCAGAACAAGGGAAGAAGAGCAAGAAGAGGAUGAAGAAGAGGAAGAAGAGGAGCAGAGCUCUGCCAUAAAGAAUAGCAGAAAAGCAGAACUGGUCAUGCAAAGCAGGAAACGAAGGGGGAAACGGAGGCAUCGGCGCCCCCGGUGGUCCAACAUUCGCUCAAAGAGGCGAAAACUGAACGAGGGAGAAGAGGUGGAUGACAGAAGGAAGAAACGAGGAGAGGAGGAGAGCGAGGGAGGGAGCGACUCAGAAGAAUCCUGUAAAUCAGAGGAAAUCCCCAGUGAAGAUGCCUGCACUCACUGUGGCCUGCCCAACCACCCUGAACUGAUUCUGUUGUGUGACUCCUGUGACAGUGGGUACCACACUGCCUGUCUGCGGCCACCGCUCAUGUUGAUUCCCGCCGGAGAGUGGUUCUGUCCACCUUGUCAACAUAAGAUGUUGUGUGAGAAACUGGAGGAGCAGCUACAAAAUCUGGACAGUGCUUUGAAGAAAAGGGAGAGAGCCGAGAGGAGGCGGGAGCGGCUGGUGUAUGUGGGAAUCAGUGUGGAGAACAUCAUUCCUGGAGAUGAGGAGGACGACGAGGAGGAAGAGGAGGAGAGGUCUCCGAAGAAGAAAGUUUCCGAAAAGAGCAAAAAUCUCGGAAGGAGAUCGACAAGAACCAGAAAACAUAUCAGCUACAGGUUUGAUGACUUUGAUGACGCCAUCGAUGAAGCUAUAGAAGAAGACAUCAGAGACCUCUGUGGUGGAACAGGGCCGGGCAAAGAAAUCAGUACCAUACCCGCAGAGGAUGGGAAAGAAAGCCAGCGGCCAAUCAGAAGCCAGGCACAUUUUGUGCGCAGCAGAAAGAAGCGGAGGCUGAACGACCUGGAAAGUGACAGCACGGCAGCAGAGAGCGAAGACGAGUUCAUGCUCAGCAACAGCUCAGAGGAUGAAGAUUUCGGCGCGUCUGGGGGAGAUGAUUAUGAGGAAGAAGAAGAUGGUGGCAGCGACGUGGGCAGCUUGGAGAGUGGGAUACCCCACAAACGGGCGCUGAAAAGGGCACCCAAACACAGAGUCAGCAAGACCCAACACAGGGGCAGGAAACGACCCAGGCGGCGGCGGAGACGCUCCUCCGAGGAAGAGGAGGAAGAAAGUGAGGAAGAGAUGGACUCUGACCAGUUCAGCGACAUGACUGACAGUGACGCUGACAAAAAGAGACGAGGCCUGAGGCGCGGCCAGCGGCAGCAGGUCAACUACCGCGAGACAUCCGAGUCCUCGGACAACUCCCGGCCAUCCGCCUCCAAGAACAAGGUCAGGCCGAGAGGGAGGCCGCGCAAGGAGCGUCUUUCCAGCGACUACAGCGAUGUGACUCCAGUCUCUUCCAGAGACUCUGAUGAGGAAGAGGAGGACUACGAAGACGAGGAGGAUGACCAGAAAAGGAGAAGGAUCAGGAGGAGAAGAGAGGAGAAAGACCUGCAGAGGAGGAGGAUGAAAGACAAAUGGAGGAGAGGCAAAGACGACAAAGACGAGGACAACAGAGAGAGACGGAGGCGGCUGAAAGAGAAAGAGUUGAAGGAGGUGGAAAAAGACAAGCGGAGGAGAUUAAAGAGGACGGACAGAAAAGAGGAGGACCUGGAGAAGAUGGGCAGAGGAAGGAGGAGGGAGAUCCUGUCACAACAGCGGCGCAAACGGCUCGCACAAAUGCUGAAGAAACAGCGGCCUUCCACAGAUGACGACGACGAGUCAGAAGAUUCAGAGUCGUCAUCAGAAGAAGAUCGUCCAAUUCGCAAAAGACUCAACCGCAUUGACUCAGAUGAUGAUGACGAGGAGGAUGAGGAAGAAGAGGGGAGGCAGAAGAGGAAGUCUUCAGCUUCAGAGAGGAGGGUGGAUGGCGACACUCAGGAAAAGGGAAGGGGCCACAGCAUGUCGCCAUCAAACUUACAUCAGACCUCCAGAGGGUUAGCCAAGCCUGGGGAUGGAAGUCCCACAACGACCAAGGAUGGUGCAGAAUUAGGCACGCAGGGCAAACACAAUGGCCCCUUCCAUCCAGAAGACUUAGAGGAGGAGGAUGAAGAGGGGGAUGAGGGGGAUGAGGAGGACGAUGACGAAGAGGGGGAGGAGGGCCAGACAGACUCAUUAAACUCUGUCCAGAACAGUCCACUGUCAUGAUGGCUGUGUUUGUGCGAAUAACACUUGUCUCUCUGUUUCAGUUUUUUUUUUUGUAACUGUCAGACCUUGUUACCCACAAACCACCUGUGAAAUCCGAACUCCUCCCCCCCCCCCCCCAACUCCUCACUGUUGUAUCGUGGUAGAGUGCCAUUCACUGUAACAUACGGUACCUCACAACAGAACUUUGUCAGUACCUUUCACACUCACCGUCACUUCUUGGACCAACAGCAGCUCGCAGCACUUUGUGUUUCAGUGGACACUCUAGCGCACCACCGCAGGUUGUCGUAACCAUUCCUCUGGACUCUGUGUCUUGGAUGUCUCUCUGGUGUGUCCAUGUGACGGAAUGGCCGUGGUUUGUGUGUGCGCGUGUGUGUGUGUGUGUGUGUGUGUGUGUGUGUGUGUGUAGUGUACCUCAUUCUAAAGCACUUCAUCAUUCUUAUGGCACUUAAUAACCUGCCGCCAAGGCGAGCACCAGUGUCAGACCAAACACCAUCAAGUCAGGAGAUGGAACGACAACAAAACCGCAAUUUAAUCUGGUUGCACAUUUGCACACGAGGAUGAUUUGGGUUUUAUUUGUCCCAAGACAAAGUCCAGUGAGCAACACCACCAAAAGAAAGAUGUAAAAAUCAAUGUUCUCUAACGUUGUCUUUGGAGAUCAACAUAAAAUCACAGUAAUAACAAUAAUCAGAACUCCGUGUCACAAACAAAGACUUAAAAAUGUAGACGCUGCAUUGGCCCUUGAAUCGCAUGUCGCCGCCAUGUUUGUUCAAAAAGAAAAACAGAUGGAGGAGGUGAAGACAUUUUAGCAGACCAACUUCACAUACACCACAGAACCUUAAAUGUACAAACAACCCGUUUUGAGACACUUUUUAUCCAGAAACAGUGACUCUUCCUUUGUUUUGCUGUUUUGAUUUUGUUCACAAACCAAUAUGGCGGCAACAUUGACGCGUGGCUACAGUAAACCAGAGCGGUCAAUGCAGUGUUUACGGUGCAGGAGCAGCGUAAACUCGCUCAGUUCGUGGUGUGUUCAAGUGCUCUCGUAAAGUAAGAUUUGUUUUAACAUGAUCAUCAAAAUGAUCAAUAUUUUAAAACGCCAAUAAGCCUCUUUUUUUUUUUAACUUUUCCGUGCUAAGAGUUUUUCUUUCUCUUUUUCUAACUAAGCAGUGAAAGAAUCACCUGAACGCGAGUACAUGAUAGAAAUUAGACGACGGUCAUGUGAUCACUUUGUAAGCAAAACCUGAAAAAUGAAAAUCCCACUUCCACAGACUGGGGUGAAUGAGCAGUAAAACAGACAGUGGAACCAUUUUGGAUCGGUCCUGGAUCGGCUUCGUUCCCUCCUCGGCGUGUUUGCUUUCACACUGGUCGCUCAUUUGUUCCACAAGCCUUGGUUUCGGUUGGAACAUGUUUGCUGUACAUACUUUGCCUGUUUCACUGUAAGAUAAUAGAUGUUCUGUUCUUAGUCCUCUUGUAAAAUAUAGUGUUAUAUUUUCUAUAUGAAGGAGAGGAGUUGAGAUGCUGCUGUGGGUGGAUGGUGGGUGGACGGACGCGUGCAGACCAGUGGGGUCUGUGUGGUUUAGUGUGAAAUGAGACCAGCACGGAGCUGAUUCACUGCUUGAACCAUCAUCAAAUUGUUACAAAGAGCCGGAUGCUGCUCACUUUGAGCCGAGCGCCGCACAUGUCCCGAGGUUUUUAACUGUUUCAUAGCCCUGAAUUUUACCCCCCAGGUGUUUUUAAACGGAGGAACAAAGCUUUAUUUUUCUGACUGAGGCUCAGGGGAGGAAGACGAACGACUGUCAGCAAAACAAACAACCUUUAACCUUCUUGUUUACUCCACCAUUCAUCAAACACCUGUACUGAAACUCUCACUGGUUCACUGCGAGGACCGAGGCUGGAAGAAUCCAUCCAUUCCGAUUACAGUUUUAGGCUCUGACAGUUUUUUUUUCCCUGCCUGUUUUUUGGUCUGCAGGAUCUUUCAAUCUUUAAAGUGCGUGUAAAGCAAAUGCAGAGUUUCUCCUCUACACACAUUAAAAUAUGUUACAAAAUAGUGGCUGAGAACAUGUGAAAAAUGUACAACUGUGGAGUAAACACUGAAAACAGUUUCUCUCCAGUCUUCUGUUCAGAUAUGUUCAAAUAUGUCACUGGAGCCAGAGUGAAUAUAACUCAUCUUCAGAUGCUGUAACGAUAUAAAAACACUUGGCAGUGAAUUAUUCACUCGUGAUUAACUGCACAUGCUCUACAUGACUGCCUUCGGUUUACCAGCUGAGAUGUGUAUGUCUUCCCUCCAUGAAAAAAAACACACAGAAAAGCUCUGCCACUUCAUUUAAAAUGCAUAAAAGAUGAGGAAGUAGGAGUAGUGGAUCUCAGAGCAGAGAAUUGCAGCUGAAUUUGACACAAUUUGAAAACCUCGAUUUUAGUCAGAUGAGAUGUUUUUCCAUUUCUUCACACGGUCUCUAACUAGGAGACCGUGAGACUGACACGUCAGAGCUGACAAUAACAAUUAAAUAAAAUCCCCUGGAUGUUCGUGUGACAGCAGAUGAAAAAAACCCAAUGUGAUUCAUUGUCGUGUGUAAACAUGAAUCUGCUCUCUGAAACUUUUUCAUUCCACUUUAAAUAGCAAAUACGUUCACUAACAAGGAGAAGAGGUUACACUUGAUGGUCCAGUGUUUCAAGAUUUAGGCAAAAUUGUAUUUUGUAAAAAAAGAAAAUUUGGGGAAAAAAAGUCUGUUUAAUCUAGAUUUAACUGAUACUUUAAGUCGAGACUUUCAGCAGUUUGAUGAACACCAUCGGAUUGAAGCUUCAUGCUUUAACGUUUCCAAACUGAUCUCAGUUACCCGAAAAUUAUUUUAUUUAUGUUUUAUAUUUUGCUUCAUCCAAGUUAGACACGUAAAACUUCACCCAAACAGAUUUUAAUCUGCAGUUUCAGAGAAAGCAUCAAAUAUUCUGUUUCACCACAAAACAGGAAACUAACAAAGUCAAAAAAGUCCCAAAGCCAUCGAGUUAAAAUGUCAUUUUAGAACCGUGUCUAAUCUCAGCUCUGUUCAACCGCUUACAAGUCAAAUUUGAAGAUGAGAUGGAUGGAGGAUUAUUAUCUUCGCUCCUGUGUUUAAAUGUUGAUUUUUUUAAUUAAUUUUUUUAAAUCGAAAUAAAACAGGUCAUAUUCUGUGUUACAUUGAGCAAACCAAUAACUCAGUGUUAUUCAGAUUUACAGAUUAUUUUUUUUUUUUUGUGAAAACUCCCUGCAUUCAGAUGUCAGAGUUUGUGAGUCACAUUCAUCACCAGGUGAAUUUCCAAAUGUUCUUUCAGGUACUUUCCUCUGAGCCCAUGACAAAAUACAAAAGACUUCAAUGCUGACAUUUACUGAUCAUCACAGCAGUGACCUCAGAACAUUAUGAACUCCACUCUCAAAGCUGGUAAAAAAAAAAAAAAAUUAAGAUUUUAGUCCCAAACCAGUAUUUUCUUAUGAGUUUUUUGGGUUGUUUUUUUAUCAUGGUGGAAACUAUGUGCAUCAUUUGUUCAGUAAAAUAAUCUGGAUUAAUUGAGAACAGGCACCAAGUGAACACGACUGCAGCUCCUUCCAUGUCUUUGUUGUACUCAAACUGUAGUAUCGCUGUAACAUAAAUGUUUUUUUAAAUUAUUAAAACCAGCAUCGCAGGCAUCUCCUCAAACACA